ACAUCAAUACAACGUAGAGGGGGUGGAUGCUUUGAUCAUGUGUUUUCGUGAAUGUCAACAAACAACACAGGUGAAUAUUGACCCUUAGUAAACCGAUAUCGUUCAACGGCUACCAAACUAAAUAAUGUCUUCAGACUUCAAUCCCAAAGAUCACCAACAUAUACGUUUCAAUCCCCUCAAAGGGGAAUGGGUUCUAGUCUCUGCACAUCGUAUGAAACGACCCUGGACAGGUCAAGUAGAAAAACCAUCCGAGGAAGAUAUUCCAAGACAUAAUCCUAAAAAUCCACUGUGUCCUGGUGCCACAAGAGCCAAUGGAAAGGUAAACCCAAAUUACACAAGUACAUUUGUUUUUGAGAAUGACUUCCCAGCAUUACUUAAUGAGGGCACAGUUGAUCCAGCACAGGCAUCAGUGCUAUUAUACACCACCAAGAACCACUUGGAACCAUCCAGGACCUCUGUUUGGGCAAGCAACUUCAUGCCAAAUGAACCAAGAGUUAAAGACAAACAUCAACGGGAUUACUACAUCAAAGAGAAAGUACCAAUGCUGAUGGAGUAUCUGAAGGUAGAACUUGAAAAGAAAGAAAGAAUAGUAGUGGAAAAUGAUAUGUGGGUUGCUGUUGUACCAUGGUGGGCUGUCUGGCCUUAUGAGACCAUGCUGUUGCCCAAGAGACAUGUUUUACGGUUUCCUGAUCUGAUCGAAGAGGAACGCAAAGCCUUGGCCGACAUUAUGAAGCAACUACUGACAAAAUACGAUAACUUAUUUGAGACGUCAUUUCCAUAUUCCAUGGGCUGGCAUGGUGCUCCUACAGGGGACAGUUUCAAUGAAGACAACAGCCAUUGGCAGUUGCAUGCUCUGUACUUCCCACCUCUGUUAAGGUCAGCAACAGUUAAGAAGUUCAUGGUUGGGUAUGAGAUGCUAGCUCAGCCUCAGCGAGAUCUCACAGCAGAGCAGGCUGCUGAGAAGCUUCGUAACCUACCAGAUGUUCACUACAAGGUUCAAAGUUCACAAGCAAAUAGCUCAUGAAUUUUAGAGUCAGUAUAAGGGUAUAUAUGGCACUUGUUAUGGGUCUAUCAUUCAUAAGAAUAAUUACAGAAAACACAGAAUACCAUAAAUAUUCUAAUAAGCACAGCAACACUUCGAGUGUAGCGCUUGAGAACAGUGCUUGCUACAAAUUAUUGCAGUGCUAAAAUGUAUUUUACGUAGGUUUACCUGACUUGUUGGUUAAAUAAUCCUUGAGAAAAUUGUAAUUUAAAAGUAUCCGUAUGAUAGAGAACAAUAAAUCAUUUUAAGUAUGUACACUUGAUUAUGUUCCCUGACGUUUAUUCAAAGUAGAAUAUAUCUGAUAAACGCUAAGGCGCUUAUUUUAGUGUGCCACUUUAGGGAAAAAAGAUCAUGUCCGGUGUGGCAUUUAUUCGAGAGCAGUGCUUAUUCGAAGGCAGUACUUAUUUGAACAUUUAUUGUAAUUUCACUAUGGUAAUAAAGUCACAAUGUUCAAAGUGCUAAUUCCCUGUUGCUCUCAGGACGAGACUCUUUUAAUUCCUUGUUUCGCGAAACUUAUUUUUUAAAGAUCGUCAGAGGAUGUUUUAUUUCUGUUUAGUAUAAAUGUUGGCCCCAUUUUUAUCUCGCCUUCUUUCUUUCCCAAUUUUGGUGUAAUUUAAAUGUAAAUGAAUUUUGUGCAAAGCUUGGAUGAUUUUUUUUCCUUGAAUUUGCAUAUUCGAUAAUAAUAAUAAUAAUAAUAAUAAUAAUAAUAAUAAUAAUACAAUAAUAAUA
This is a messenger RNA of Anneissia japonica, 1771 nucleotides long. RefSeq names its product galactose-1-phosphate uridylyltransferase-like. NCBI's taxonomy places the organism in Eukaryota, Metazoa, Echinodermata, Crinoidea, Comatulida, Comatulidae. Bases 125 to 1024 code for a protein of 299 amino acids. The transcript is spliced from 8 exons. Gene Ontology annotation, cellular component: cytoplasm. The record is from RefSeq and is a predicted model, not a curated record. Gene Ontology annotation, biological process: beta-D-galactose catabolic process via UDP-galactose, Leloir pathway. Gene Ontology annotation, molecular function: UDP-glucose:hexose-1-phosphate uridylyltransferase activity; zinc ion binding.